AUGACAGUGACUGGCUGACUGUCGCAACUUGCAGGUCGUUUACGGUACACCGAUUGCGGUAUUUUAUAUUUUAAUUUAUAUAUAUUUAAACAUUAAAUUACAUACCAUAAAAAUAAUUUAUAUCGGAUCUACGAAAUCUUCAAAAUAAAAUUGUUGCCGCAUUGAGAGAAAAAAAUUAAGAUACACAGAAUACAAUAAAGAGAUAGCAGGGACUCGAGUGGUCUGCACCGAGUCUGCAUACAUAAUUAUUUUUUAUAGUUCAACGUUGCCAUUCACAAUGCAGUCACAAAUGUCGUUAUCCUUGUACGUAAAGUAUGUCGGCUUAUCCUUAGUUUCGGGCUUCACGAUGUUCAAGCUAUUUAAUACAUUUGUGGAAAGAAAAAGAAGAGAUGCCCUUAAGGGAAAGGUUGUUGUAAUAACUGGGGCCAGUUCUGGUAUUGGAGAAGCACUUGCCCAUGUUUUUUACGAAAAUGGCUCUAAAGUUGUUUUGGCUUCCAGAAGAUUAUCGGAAUUGGAGAGAGUUAAACAAGACCUACUGGCAAAAAAUGUGAAUGGUCCUACUGUAGAGCCUGUGGUUGUAGAAUUGGAUUUGUCUAAUUUAAAUGAACUGGAUGCCUUUGUUGAAAGAGUUCACAAUUUAUGUGGACAGGUAGACAUACUUGUAAAUAAUGGUGGUGUGUCACACCGUGGGUCAAUAUUGCAUACUAAAAUGGAUGUGUAUGAGAAAAUUAUGAGAAUUAAUUAUUUUGGAUCUGUGGGUCUUUCAAAAGCUGUACUGCCAAAAAUGGUUGAGAGGAAAAGCGGACAAAUAGUAUUUGUGAGUUCUGUACAAGGGCUUAUUUCGAUACCGGAUCGAUCUGCAUAUGGAGCUUCAAAACAUGCUAUGCAGGCCUUCGGUGAUGCACUUCGCGCAGAAAUGUACCAACAUAAUAUUAGUGUCUCUGUAGUGAGCCCAGGCUUUGUGCAAACAGCAGUUUCUCUUAAUGCUCUCACUGGCAGCGGUGACAACCAUGGGGUUAUGGAUAAAAGCACAGCUCAAGGGUUUACAGCAGAAUAUACAGCAACGAAGAUAAUAGACAUGAUUGUCAACAAGGACAAUGAACUAAUUGUUAGUCAGUGCAUACCAAGACUAGCGAUUUUCUUGAGACACACAAUACCAUCUCUGUAUUUCUGGUUGAUGGCUCGAAGAGCAAACCCAACUGUUUAAAUACAGAGGUUUCUGAAUAAGUCCAGUUAGUUACCAUAUUCCUCUUACUGGAUAAGGGUUGAGGAAGGUGAUAAUAUUUUAAGGCUGCAUAAAUACAAUAUUUUAUAUAGGUACUAACAUAUCAUAAACCCUCUAUAAUGCGUUCAAAAACCGCACAUUAUGACCACAAUAAAAAUAAGACUGUUUUGGUAGAACAAAUUUCUACCAAAACAUCUGUGACGAUAAUAUUAUUUUAUUUUUAGACAUCUCUGAAAAUAAAGAAAUUUGAUAUGAAAAGAAAAACUUUGUGCAAUCUUAACACCGAUCAUUACUAUUAAACUUAGGAGACACAUACUCAAAGUUUGUUAGUCUACUUUAACGAGAUACUGGCAAAUCUGUGGUGUGUCUUCCACAGAAGUCACAGUAGGAAGACUAGAAUAGAUAGUUAAGGCGACUGUAGUUAUCUGAAUUACAAAGAACUAUGACAGCUGCCAGGAAACUUUUAAUUAACGGCAUUAACAUUUAAUUGAUGGUGGUCUUAACCAGCCUACCACAACUCUAAAAAAAGUGAUUCACUGGAUUGUAUGAAACAUGCAGUCACUGAUAGAUUGACAGAUGACUGCUAUAGUCUUGUAAAAAACGGAAAUAGCCGAAUACCACUUCGUUUUAAACAAUUUUUCGCUUUCAAACGGAUUAUACUUUCCCAUUGUCAUACUGUAAUUAGUACUACUUCAAACUUAUGGUCAAAUCACUGCACAUACUAAACUAAAUUUCAAUAUUUACUUAGGCAGUCUUGUCUCAUCAUAUAUACAUCCUCUUUGGUCAUAACAGGCGGCUCCUGAGUGCAUCAUGAAGGCUUAUGAUAUGUGGUUAGAUAAAGGAGUAUAUGUAACUGUAGAUAAUUAAUGCCUUUCAUUAUAUACAGUCACAUAAAAAGGCAUUUAAAAGGCAAAAAGCAUUUAUUUUUCUCAAAAUUGAUUCAUUAGAAUACUUUUUGAUGUAAAUUCUAAUAUACUUCUUUAUGUGAACAAGAUGUAUGAGAAUAUAUAUUUAAGGUAAUUGUACCUUCAAUCUUCGAAACACACUCACAUAAUCAAGUUUUCAGAUAAUAAAGUAAAAGUGAAUAAAAUAAGUUGUUGGGCCUUGAUAGAUUGACAUUCACAAAGAUUUCCGAUCAAUCUGACAAUCACUCAGUACAUACUAACAUUUUAUAAUAUCAACUCAAAUAAUUUAAUUAACAUUAAAAUGAUAACAUUGUAUAAUUAUAUAUUAUUGUUUAUAUGGAGCUGUUUGACUAUUUGUAUAUAAAAUAUUCUGUUGAUGCAUAUAACUCCGUUGUAUGUGAAAGUAACAUUUAAACAACUGACAAUAAUUAUUUCUAAAAUCAGUUCAUAUAUUGUUUUUCAACAAAUUUGGUGUAUAUUUUGAUAUGUAUGACAACCCAUGUAGCCCAGUGGUUAGUGACCCUGCCUACUGAGCUACAGGUAUCGGGUUCGACUCCCCGUAAACAUUUAUAUGAUGAAUAUGGAUGAUUGUUUCUGAGUCAUGGAUGUUUUAAGUAUAUGUAUUACAUCGUUAUCUUGUACCUAUAAUACAUACUAUGCCUAGAUUGGGAUAAGAUAUUCUGUGUAAAAGUUUGCCAAUAUAAAAAAAAAAUGUAUAUAUGUUCUUUUGUCCAAAUAUAUAACUAUAGUAUCAUUCAUUUUGUUCACAUAUUGAAGUGUAGUUUUUGACUAUAUCUCAAAAGUACUAGAAAUUUGUUAUCUGAAGACUGUAUUGUAAAAGAGGCUAGGUUCUAAGACAGAUGUUUGACAGGUACAAUGUUGCUAGAUGUUCUGACUCUAAAAGGCUAGUAAUAUAAUAAUAGUACAUAACAUUAAUGUGAUUUGAACUUUGAAGGGCUGGCUGUCUGCAGAACAACCAUUACCACUGAACAUGUCUUAGCUAAGAACCUUUUAAUAUUUCUAUAGCUAUUAAAUUUUAUUGUUAUGAUUGGUAGCUUUUAAAAAUAACUUAUAUUGCUCUUUUUUUAUGGAUGGGUAGAAUAAACAAUUGUAUGGGCGACCUGAUGGGAAUUGUUCACCACAUCUCAUAUACUCUUGCAGUACCAAAGGUAUCAUAGGGGUGUUACCAGCUUUUUAGGUAGCUCAAAUGUAGUACUUUUUGUACAGCAUUAUAUCCAUGAAUUACUUGUCAAAAUGUAAUGUAUGUAUAAAUUAUAAAAAGUAUUUUAAAUCUACAAUUGAUUUUCUGAUUUAUUCAGGACUGUGCAUAUCAUAAAGGCAAUUAGGCAGUGCCUACCUCAUUAUGAACCUAAAUAAAUAUAGCACUAGUUUAGUUUAAUUUGGUUCCGUUAUUUUAUUACUAAACUUCUAUUGAACAACCACUUAUAAACUUUUUCCUUACGCUAUAUAUACUAAAUACCUGUGGUUAGCAAUCUUUGCUUAUUCCAAAGCUCAACUGCUACUAGGUAGAUCCAUGGUGCCUACCUUGUUAGAAAAACUGCACACCCCUGGAUUUAUAAACUAAAGAGGUAGUCUAGCUGGAUUAAGAUAUAUAUGUAUUAAAAAAUACUAUUAUAUAAAAUUGACCCCAUCAAUUAUGUAAUUUUAAUAAAGUUUUUCGUACAUAUUUCAUGGAUUUAAUUUGGAAAAGGGUUAUUUUUGAGUAACAUAUAAGUAUGCUGGGUCGGUAGAUUAUUGAAGAAUUGUCAACAUAUUAAUGUGUACAUCCUCUAGUAGAUAAUAUAGGGUAAUGGUAUAAAAAUUUGUACGGGAAUCGCUUUGUGCUGCCAUAUCUAUGGUUAAAGUAUGCAUUUAUGUCAUAGCCAGUUACAUUAUCUCUGGACAUGUUGUCGAAUGUGAAGACAUCACAUUGAGGCUUUGUUAUGGUGGUGAAAAACAAACAUAAUUAAAUAACAUCCUAAUAUUUUUAUUCAUAAAAAUAUGAUUUAAUUUUUCUGUAUUAUUGAUUGACAUAAAGGUGUUGUGUUAUGAUACUAAUUAUUAUUAUUAUAAUGAUGAAAAACCAAUGAGAGCAUCUAGGUUAAGUACAAAGAGUAUUUAUCUUUCUGACAGUACUAUUAUAGCGACACAGAACAACAUAAACUACAUAAUAAUUAAAAGCAAAAGUCAAAACAGAUCAAUGUAACAUUGAGGGUGAUGGGAGGGGACAUUACCUUCCAGCAUGGUCCAGAGAUAAUGUGGCUGUGCAGUAAGGGUUUUGUUAUUUUAAAUUAAUGUUAUUUCAAAACAAUAAAAAAUUUCACACAUA
This is a messenger RNA of Leptidea sinapis, 4459 nucleotides long. RefSeq names its product dehydrogenase/reductase SDR family protein 7-like. The record is from RefSeq and is a predicted model, not a curated record. The transcript is spliced from 5 exons. NCBI's taxonomy places the organism in Eukaryota, Metazoa, Arthropoda, Insecta, Lepidoptera, Pieridae. Gene Ontology annotation, cellular component: membrane. Gene Ontology annotation, molecular function: oxidoreductase activity. The coding region runs from base 278 to 1207 and encodes 309 amino acids.